This is a messenger RNA of Paramecium sonneborni, 704 nucleotides long. The record is from the annotation of a GenBank genome assembly. NCBI's taxonomy places the organism in Eukaryota, Ciliophora, Oligohymenophorea, Peniculida, Parameciidae.
AUGUAAAAACCUUAUAUAGUGAUUGUUGGUGUCUCACUCUUUUUUAUUACUCUGUUCCUUCUUAAUACAAUCCAUUAAUUUGAUUAAACAUCCUAAUAGACUUAAGAAGUUUAAUUCAUUAAAGCUACUGAUUUGAUUGCUGUUCAAGUUCCUUUACCUUGGGAAAUUAAAAAGAUAGAUGAAGAGCAUUUAAAAAUAUUAGAUUAAAAUGAAACUGAUUUAAUUGAAGGUUAUACUUUUUAAAUAUAUAUAUGAUAGAAAAGAAAUUUACUAAUGGAAUUACAAGAGAAGAAUUAGGUCAUGCUGGAUGGACUCUUUUACAUAUGAUUUCUGCUACUCUUCCUGUUGAUUUUGAUGAAGAAUUUACAUUCAAAAUCAAUGUCUUUUUGAAUCUAUUGUAAAAAGAUAAUACUAUUAUUUACAUAUUAGUGGCCAGUUCUUUCCUUGCAAAGAGUGUGCUGGACAUUUUCUAAAUAUGACUACCGUUUUACCUUUUGAUGGAACUACUAGAGUCGAUUUUAUGUCAUAUCUUUGUAUGUUACACAAUGUUGUUAAUGAAAGAUUACAAAAAGUAUAUACUUACAAUUAUAUAUUAUUAGCCAAUUUUUAAUUGUAGUGAAAUACAUUAAAGAUGGGGAGGAGAUUGUGGUUGCAAAAGUGCUUUAGAAGAAAGCAUUAAAAAAUACAGUAAGGAAUAAAAUUGA